AUGAGACAGGAAUUAGUCUUGAUACGAGAAAAAGAUGAUAUUGAUGCUAUUAUUGCUACAGAUGAAACAGAAAAGCCAAAAAUUGAAAUUAAUAAACUUUAUUGGAAUGUACCUCAUAUUUUACCUAAUAAUAGCGAACAAUUGCGGCUAAACAAAAUAGUUCGUAGUAAUACGGAACUACCUAUAAAAUUUAGAAGUUGGGAAUUAAUUGAAUAUCCUACUUUAAAUAAUUCGACACGUCAUACUUGGCCAGUAAACACAACUACAAAAUUAGAAAGUCCUCGGCAUAUUGUAGUAGCUUUCCAUGAUGGUCGAAAAGGAAAAAUGCUGAAAGAUAUGAAUCUCAACUUAGACUAUGACAGUAACCGUUUUGCAACAUUGUAUGAGAUGUUUGCUAAUUUCCAAGAAUCUUAUUAUCACCUUCAAACUAAUCAACCAAUAUUUAAUCCAGAGGAAUUUAAAAAUAAUACCCCCAUAGUUCAUACUGACUGUUCAAGACAAAAAGAAAUUAUUCAAAGUGGUUCUGUUGUUCUGAGAAUAGAGUUUGAAACCAGUAAAUCUGUGGGAAAUAAUGUUUCCGCAUAUUGUCUAAUAUUACAUGAAAAAGAAUUCUCUUACAAUCCUUUAACCAAAAUUGUAAGACAACAAUAA
Molecule: messenger RNA, 651 nt
Organism: Diabrotica virgifera virgifera (western corn rootworm)
Lineage: Eukaryota; Metazoa; Arthropoda; Insecta; Coleoptera; Chrysomelidae
Exons: 2
Coding region: 1-651 (216 amino acids)
Source: RefSeq, a predicted model, not a curated record